Molecule: messenger RNA, 717 nt
Organism: Maudiozyma barnettii
Lineage: Eukaryota; Fungi; Ascomycota; Saccharomycetes; Saccharomycetales; Saccharomycetaceae
Gene: PAR32
Product: Par32p
Exons: 1
Coding region: 1-717 (238 amino acids)
Source: RefSeq, a predicted model, not a curated record
AUGCCUACACAAUUUAAAAUAUCCACCGGUAGAGGUGGUGCCGGUAAUAUACGGUCUUCCAAUUCUAAGAUUUCACCAAAUUAUAUUAAACAAGGAUCUCAAACUCCAAAUAUCUUACAACCAAUAUACAGCACUGGACGUGGCGGUGCUGGAAAUAUGAUGAAGAAUUAUGAUCCAAAAUUGACUAGAAGAGCUCAAGAUGUUGAUGAAAAUACUAUUGCAGAUAUGAAAGAUAUCGAUGAACAAAUUGAAAUUAGAAAUGAAAUUGAGAAUAUCAAUUCUCAUCAUAGUAAUCAUAAUCAUCAUGGUAAUGAUGACGAUUUUAUUAGUCCCAUAAUUUCAUCAACAGAAAAUUAUGUAACUAAUACCAUAUCAAACGUUUUAUCGCAUAUCUCAUCAGGUGGAGAUAAAUCUCAAAAGAGCAACGAUUCUGAUACAAUUAUUCCAACAAAGAGUAAAAUACGAGUACAACAUAAAAAAAUUAAAAAACAAAAUCCAAUCAUUAUUGGUAGAGGGGGUGCAGGUAACAUCGUAUCUCCUUCAUCAUCAUCAAAAUCUGGUUCAUCUCAUUCAAAAUUAAAUAUUACUGGUUCAAAACAACAUAGUAAUAAAUCUAAUCAUGCUAUUGAUAAUAACAAUACAUCUAAUAAUAAUAUUCAAAAUCAAAAGAAGAAGAAAAAAUCAUUCAUGUCUUCAAUUUUUGGUAUAUUUGCAUAA